AUGUUUGCCCAAUCCGAGAGCGAAGAGCUGCUGCACCUGCUGUCGCAGGUGCGCCUUGUGGCGGACGAGGAAGAGCGUAACGAGCAAGAGCAGCAUCAGCACGAAAAACUGGAGCAGCGGCAUCGCCCAAGCAUCGACGGUGACCACACGAUACCGGUGCAUACUUCUGCUGCCGGCACAACAGCGGGGGUACUUGACAAGCGGAUAAGCAAUGGCAGCUCGGCGAGCAUCGCCAGUGGCGCCGGCGGCUCUGCUGCGGGACGAUACACCGCCUCCUCCACCGCAGCCGUCACGAGCAGCUGGACUGUGCAUGAUAACACGGACAGCACCUUUGGCAUCAACACUGCAGCGGCGAGCAACAGCUUUCUCGCCGACUACGAGCACCGCCGCGCGAACCCGUUUGACCAGCCGCCGGUGAGUCGCACCCCGGCCACAGAUGUGAAGGUGCUGCUGCAGCCGUCGGACGAGCGUGCAAGGUGCAUCGAGGUGGACUUGGCCGACCAAGGCGAUGGCUACAAUAUAUUCCAGCAGCCGAAGCAGCUCCUCUUCGCCUUCCCAUCAGCAGCGGCUCAGAUAUUGACUGGGCAGCAGCAGCAGCGGCGGUGUCUCGAGCAGCUGCAGCAGCAGAGAUCAUUGCCGCUAGUGACGCACGCGCGCCAGUCCAUGCCUUCCCCCCACGCAUACAACGUUUACACUGCAUCCGUGAGCACGGCAGCCAGAACGACGACACCGCACUCGAUCGACGAUGCAGCGCCGAUCUUGCCGGUUGCGGUCGAGCGUGAAGGCAGCGGUUACCCCGGUGCGGCGGCGGAUAGUGCGAUACUUCGAGACACCCCCUCACCGGCUGUCACCUCAUCGGUACCAUCCGCCUACACCAAGCGUGAUGACAAGGCGGUGGCGGAAGGAGUGCUAGAGGGUAUCUCACACAUUGCAGCUGUGAUGCAGAACGAUGGUUUCGACAGGGAUUGCGAGGAGGAGUUUGGCCGCACCAGUGGUGGCGGGGGUGGCGGUGACCGGCUAUCGGAUGUCUGGACGCCCGCGCGCAGUAUCGGCACGCCGCAGUCGGCGCUAGAUGGCUCUAACCGAUCGCUACGCCUGUUUCACCUGCAGCAGCAGCAGCAGCAGCAGUCGCAUCAGCACCUUCACCAGCACCACACCACACCGUCCUCUCCGUCUUCCGCGGCUGAGGCUGCUGUCGCGCAGUUCUUUCGUGUAAGCAGCAGCGCCGAUGUCAUGGACAACGGUGGCCUCGACAGCGCGUGGCGAGCGAAUGUUGAGGCGGAGCUCGCGGAGCUCCAGCGCGGUGGACGGUUGUCCGUGAACGGCGCGGUGGUGCAGGGAACGCCGAUCUCGACGGUCUCGCCGCUUCCACCAACGUCGACCACACCGUAUCACCAGCUGCUCAGCCAACUCCGGCAGAGCCCGUCACAGGUGCCGGCGAGUGGGCUCGGGCCUGCCAACGCUGCCUUCACGGGCAGAACGGCGCACGCGAAUACGCCGCCGGAGCAACGCCCGCUAACAUCAUCCUCACGCCUGGCCAGCAUGGGGCCGACACCGCUCUACACAGCCCACAUCACGAGCAUACCGCGAGCUUCCUCCGCAGCAGCAGCCGCUGGCGCAUCGACGGAGCAGGGCCGCAGCAGCUGGCCGCGCUCCAGCCUCACCCCGUCCGAGGCGGCAGCUUUGUGGGAGCGCCUAAGUCCGUAUGAGAGAGCCGCCGCAGCAGCGGCAGCAGCAAGCUCGAACGCAGUCUCCGUCGCCGCAGCAGCGGCGCUGCUCCACACCCCUGACACGGUGUCGAAGCCAGUCACACUCUCCUCGAUUGCUGCCCACCUUCACAGCGGUGUUGGCGAUCUGGGUAGCUCGGACGAAAUGGGCGGAGCGCACGCGCACGCGGGCCAUCCUUCUCGCACCUAUGCGUCCCCACCAACGUUUACCACGGCCCCGAUGCGGGUGCCCCGCCCAGCCAGCGCGGCACAGCUUUUCCCACCAUCGUCACCAUCUCAGCCCAACUCUACAUCGCCAGCUACGGCCGGCACAGACGUCUCACCGCACCACGGCUGGCAACAAAGUCACAGCAACCACCGGCAGGGGCAGUAUUCGCAGACAGCAUCACCUCGCACGAGUGCAACGACGGUGAUGGCCCUGCCACCACCGCCACCUGCGUCGACGCCGUCACUGGCGACAGCAGCAGCAGCAGCAGCAGGACCGUACAAAUCCCAGCAGAACCAUUUGCAGACGCCUUCGAUGCGCCGUUGGAGCCCCGUCGAUGCUCCUCCAUCGACCACCGGUGCCGGUCCAGUCGCUGGUAACGCACACAACACCAACUCACCUCCUUCCUGCAGUAUGCGUCCGUCACCGCACCCUCGUCCGUCCAACGGCAGCUCGCCGGCGCUGCGGCGAUACACCAUCACCACUCCCAGCAGCAACGCGACGACUGCGACAGCCGCCAACAACAACAACACAAACAGCGGCGGCAAGAAGCGCGUGGAUGGGAGCCGUCUCGGGGUCAGCGGUGCAUCGGUCGCUGACAGAGGAGCGUCGCGCGAGGCGCGGCCACGUGUGCAGCUCUCACAGACGUCCUGCUCGACUGGUGUCGGUGCCGCGGUCUGCGGCGGUGCUCGUGGGGCCCGCGGCUCGCUGAGCGCAUCUGCACACGGCGCUGGCAGUGGUGCGAGCCCGAGCUCACCUUCAUACCACUACAACCACAGCAAUCACGCCGGCCACCACCUGAACAGCCCCUCGAACUCCGCAGGCGCAACCACCGGGACCGGGGCGUCCAUGGUGUCGGCCGCCGCCGUCCAAGCACUCAUCCAGCGCCUACAGGCAGCCGCGGCAAUCGUGCUGCCCAACUCGCCGUCCGCGUCGUCCGCUGUGACGGGUGGCGGGCAGAUGUCGUUCACGGCGGAGGAAAGCAGCGUCGUCAGCGUCACCGCCGUGCCGGACGUUGUCUCGGCGUCGAUUAUACUCGCCAUGUCGCACGAUCAGCACGGCUGCCGGCUUCUGCAGGCAGUGAUCGACGCCGAGUGCAACGAGAGCGAGGCGCUCGACGGAGGACACGGCGAGCUCGCGGCAGACGAUGCCGCCGCCGCAGUGUCGCCGUCGAUGACAGCCGGGGCGAGUGCUGGAGAGAAGAAGGGCAGCGUCAGCGAGCGCCGCCGCCGUCGUCGCGCCGAAGCCUUCGAGAACUCCAUCCCCGUUCGCGUCGUUCUGCGAGCAAUCGAGCCCAAGCUGGACGCCGUCAUGGCCGACGGGUACGGCAACUUCCUCCUCCAAAAAGUGUUCGACAUGGCGCCUGAUGCGGAGCGCCAACGGCUGCUGCGGCUGCCGUCGCUGCAACAUCACCUGUGUGAGGUCGCCUGCUCCCCCCAUGGCACCUUCGCCGUGCAGCGGCUCGUCGAGACGGUUCGCAACACGGAAGAGGAACGCCUCGUUUUCGUCGCUCUGGAGCGUGAUCUGCUGCGCCUGCUGACGAACGCGAACGGUGGCCACGUGCUGAUGAAGGUGAUGGAGUGCAUCCGGCGCCAGUAUAACGCCUUGGCAUCUGGCGCGAGCAGUGCGGCAGAGCCGUCAUCCGCAUCCAUGGCGGCGCCGGGCGAAAGCAGCACCGCACCAUCGCGCCGCCUGCUCGAGGAAAGGGUGGCGACACUUUUUCAGGCGAUUCAGCAGCAUUUGCUGUACGUCUGCCAGCACAAGCAGGGCUGCUGCAUUGUCCAGAAGUGCCUGGACUUCCUUCACGCGUGCGCUGGAUUAUCGCCGUCGUCGCCAUCAUCCUCUGGCGCGAUGGAGCAGAUGGACUAUUUUGAGCGCAUGGCAGCGCUUCUCCUUCCCCACGUGCAGGAGCUCUCCACUCACCCGUUUGGCAACUACGUCGUGACGCGCCUCGUGGACGUCUGCUACGCGCGCGGCAGCACCGCCACCAUCGACGCCGUGGCGGCCGGCAUGCAGCGGGACUUGGUGCAGAUGUGCACGAACAAGUUUGCAUCGAACGUGAUCGAGCACAUUUUGCGCCACUGCAGCGAGCGGCGUAUUCGCCUCAUCUGCCAGUCGCUGAUGGUGCCCCUCCCCCACCCCUCUGCGCCAGCGGUGUACGCCUCUGCCUCGACAGCGGCGGCCACAAACGCCGCCAUCGCUCGGCUGCCGUUGACCACCGUUGUCAUGGACCCCUACGGCAACUAUGUGAUCCAGACGCUGCUGACGGUGGCGCCGGUGGACGAGCUGGUGAGCACGCGCGCAGAAGGAGGCGGCAUGCUAUCCGUGCUUCAGCAGCUUCUCCCGCUGCUGAGCUCGCGCAACUACGGCCGGAAGCUGGAGACGAAGACGGAGCUCGCCUUGCUGAGGGUGGAGCAGCAACAACAGCAGCAGAAGCAGCGCCGCAGUUGA
This is a messenger RNA of Leishmania major strain Friedlin, 4383 nucleotides long. RefSeq names its product putative pumillio protein 4 (gene PUF4). NCBI's taxonomy places the organism in Eukaryota, Euglenozoa, Kinetoplastea, Trypanosomatida, Trypanosomatidae. The coding region runs from base 1 to 4383 and encodes 1460 amino acids. Gene Ontology annotation, molecular function: mRNA binding. The transcript has a single exon. Gene Ontology annotation, biological process: post-transcriptional regulation of gene expression. The record is from RefSeq and is a predicted model, not a curated record. Gene Ontology annotation, cellular component: cytoplasm.